UAUUCUUCUCUUCGGAACUACCCACCAUCACCACCGGCAUGGAAGGCCUUGAGAUGGAGGCCUCCCUCGGAUUCUCCUCCGACGACUCCAACGAUGACUUCUGCAACUCCAUUCUCUCUCGCUUCUGCGACUCCACCAGCGAAGAUCACCAGCACCUCUGCGCCGUCAUUGGAGCCAUGGCCCAGGAGCUCAGAGACCAGGCCCUUCCUUGCACUCCACUUGCCUACUUCGGCGCCACCUGUUCGUCUCUCGACCGAAUCUCCUCCGAGCCUGACCCGCCGCCCCACCUUCUCGAUGCUCUUCUCACCAUUCUGUCUCUGCUUCUCCCUCGAGUUUCCCCUCCGAUUUUGAAUAAGAAGAAGGAGUUUCUAUCGGACCUCCUUAUUCGCGUUCUUCGCAUUCCGUCCUUGACCCCUGGCGCGGCUACUUCCGGACUGAAGUGUGUUUCGCAUUUCUUGAUUGUUAGAAAUUCUGUCAACUGGUCGGAUGUGUCCAACAUGUUCGGUUUCAUUCUCGGGUUCGUAAUUGAUUCGCGCUCUAAGGUUAGAAGGCAGUCGCACACUUGUCUUCGCGAUGUCUUGUUAAAAAUUCAGGGGACAGCCCUCCUCCCAUCUGCUAGCGAAGCGAUCACCAACGUUCUUGAAAAAUCACUUUUGCUUGCUGGUGGAUCAAACACGAAAGCUACUGAAGGACCUAAAGGAGCCCAGGAGGUUCUAUUUAUUCUGGAGGCUUUGAGAGAUUGUCUACCACUCAUGUCAAUGAAGUAUAUUACUAACGUACUUAAAUACUACAAAACUCUUUUGGAACUGCACCAACCCGUCGUUACAAGGCGAAUUACAGAUAGUUUGAACUCACUCUGUCUCCACCCAACUGUUGAUGUUUCUGCUGAAGUACUACUCGAUCUGUUAUGCUCGAUGGCAUUAUCUUUCUCGACAAGUGAAACAUCUGCAGAUGGCCUAGCUUUCACAGCUCGUUUGCUCAAUGUUGGGAUGCAGAAAGUUUAUUCUGUUAAUAGGCAGAUUUGUGUGGAUAAACUCCCUGUUGCAUUCAGUGCACUCAAAGAUAUUAUGCUAUCUGAACAUGAGGAGGCAAUCCGUGCCGCACAGGAUGCUAUGAAAAAUCUGAUAUGUGCUUGCAUUGAUGAAGACUCGAUCAGACAGGGUGUGGAUCAGAUUAUGACGACUGCAAACAUGGAGGCAAGGAGGUCUGCGCCAACAGUCAUAGAAAAACUAUGUGCUAUUAUAGAAAGUUUGCUUGAUUAUCAUUACACUGAUGUUUUGGACUUGGCUUUUCAAGUUGUUUCAGUCAUGUUUGAUAAAUUAGGGAAAUAUUCUUCUUACUUUCUGAAAGGAGCCCUUGGUAGCUUGGCAAACAUGCAGAAAUUGCCAGAUGAAGAUUUCCCCUUCCGGAAAGAGCUGCAUGCAUGCCUUGGAUCAGCUCUUGGUGCAAUGGGACCUCAAAGUUUCUUGGAUCUUAUACCUUUUAAUUUGGAUGCGGAAAACUUAUCAGAGAUUAAUGUUUGGCUCUUUCCAAUAUUGAAGCAAUAUACUGUUGGUGCUCAUUUGAGCUACUUCACGAAGAAAAUUUUGGGUAUGGUAGGAGAAAUCAAGCGUAAGUCACAAAAGCUUGAGCAACAGGGCAUGAUUGUUUCAUUGAGGAGUAUGGACUCACUUGUUUACUCCUUUUGGUCCUUGCUGCCGUCAUUUUGCAACUAUCCCUUGGAUACUGCUGAAAGCUUUAAGGAUCUUGAAAAAGCUUUGUGCGUUGCUCUUAAUGAGGAACCUGAUUUUCGAGGCAUAAUAUGUUCAAGUCUGCAGAUUCUUAUCCAACAGAAUAAGAGAGUGCUGGAAGGAAAGAAUGAUGAGUCUGAUCUUGAAGGGGGUAUGGCCAGACAGCUUGCUAUGUCUCAUUAUACCCCACAGGUGGCAAAAAAUAACCUGACUGUACUUAAGUCCUCUUCUCGUGAGUUUUUGUCAGCUUUGUCAGGCAUCUUUCUCAAAUCCACAAAAGAUGGUGGCUGCUUGCAGUCCACAAUUGGAGAAAUUUCUUCAAUAUCAGAUAAAAACGUAGUGUCAAGGUUCUUCCAGAGCACAAUGCAGAAGCUUUUGAAGCUGACGCAGGAAGCUAGAAAAGUAGAACUAAAAGUUUCCAAUUCCAUGCAGAUUGAUGAUCCCACGAAUGCUAGUUCUCCAUCUUUUAUGAGAGCCCAAAUGUUUGACUUGGCAGUAUCUUUUUUGCCUGGACUGAAUCCUAAAGAGAUUGAUGUUUUAUUCGUUGCAGUAAAAUCUGCAUUAAAGGAACAGGACUGUGAAGGUUUGAUACAGAAGAAGGCAUAUAAAGUUCUCUCAUCUAUUCUGAGGAACUCUGAUGAUUUCCUUUCCUCAAAGUUCGAAGAAUUGCUUUCACUUAUGAUUGAAGUAUUGCCUUUAUGCCAUUUUUCUGCCAAACGUCACAGACUCGAUUGCCUAUACUUUCUAAUUGUCCAAGUUUCAAAGGAGGAUUCAGGAUCCAAGCGGCAUGACAUCAUUGGUUCAUUUUUGACUGAAAUAAUACUUGCACUCAAAGAGGCUAACAAAAAAACGAGAAACAGAGCUUAUGAUAUUCUUGUUCAGAUUGGUCAUGCGUGUAUGGACGAAGACAAAGGUGGAAAGAUGGAAUAUUUGUAUCAGCUUUUCAAUAUGGUAGCUGGAGGUCUUGGUGGUGAAACUCCUCAUAUGAUCAGUGCUGCAAUGAAAGGCUUAGCUCGCUUGGCUUAUGAGUUCUCUGAUCUUGUUUCAGCAGCUUGCAAUUUGCUGCCAUCUACUUUUUUGCUUCUCCAAAGAAAGAACAGAGAAAUAAUCAAAGCCAAUUUAGGAUUUUUAAAGGUUUUGGUGGCCAAAUCGAAAGCUGAAGUGUUGCACAUGCACUUAACCAAUUUGGUGGAAGGUUUGCUGAAGUGGCAAGAUGGCCCCAAAAAUCACUUUAAAGCUAAAGUUAAGCAGUUGCUUGAUAUGCUUGUCAGAAAAUGUGGCCUGGAUGCGGUUAAGGUCGUCAUGCCUGAAGAACACAUGAAACUUCUUACCAACAUAAGGAAGAUCAGGGAACGGAAAGAAAAGAAGCUUAAAUCCGAGGGGGCUAGAUCUCUUGUGUCAAAAGCAACAACAUCCAGGAUGAGUAAAUGGAAUCAUACAAGAAUUUUCUCGGAGUUCAGUGAUGACGAGACCGAAGAUAGUGGUGGGGAGUACUUGGGGGGAAGUGAUUCAGAACAUGUGGCUGCUAGAAUGAGUCGUCCAUCAAAGGCUGCUUCUUCACAGCUAAGAUCAAAGGUGUCUAAAUCACGCCCCAAGAGUCGGUCGAAGAUGAACUUACUCGAACGCUUGCCCGACCAAUUGGAAGAUGAGCCUCUUGACUUGCUUGAUCAACAAAGAACAAGACACGCUCUUCAAUCAUCAGUGCAUCUCAAGCGGAAGAUGGUUUCAGAUGGCGAGAUGAAGAUAGACGAAAAAGGGCGCUUAAUAAUCACUGAUGACGACGAGACAAUGAACAAGAGAAAACCUUCCAACCCCGAUUUAGAUGAAAGGAGUGAAGUUGGAAGCCACUUGUCUCAUGGUUCAUCAAAGAAGAAUCAAAAGCGCAGGAGAACAUCGGACUCCGGGUGGGCUUACACAGGUACCGAGUAUGCUAGCAAGAAAGCUGGCGGAGACGUUAAGAGGAAGGACAAACUCGAACCUUAUGCAUACUGGCCUCUCGACCGGAAGAUGAUGAGCCGUAGACCGGAGCAUCGGGCAGCUGCGAGAAAAGGGAUGGUUAGUGUGGUGAAUAUGACGAAGAAACUUGAAGGCAAGAGCGCGUCUAGUAUUCUUGCGAGUAAAGGAUCAAAGAUUAGGAAGGGUCAGAAAAAAGGUGGCAAGAAAAAGGGCAAAUAGAAAGAAAAGAAAACCUGAGGAUAUAUUUUAGUGGAAAAUCGUAACAAUUUUUUGAUCUGAGUUGGUGUAUAUUUUUUUCCCAGUUGGAGGUAAGCUGUAUAUCACAGGUGAUUGUGAAGGAGAGGUUCAUUUUUAA
This is a messenger RNA of Momordica charantia (bitter melon), 4041 nucleotides long. Its product is annotated as ARM repeat superfamily protein. Lineage: Eukaryota; Viridiplantae; Streptophyta; Magnoliopsida; Cucurbitales; Cucurbitaceae. The record is from RefSeq and is a predicted model, not a curated record.